AUGGUAGAGCCAUCUAAUCCAAGGGCACCAGCGGGAUUCAAAUUCUUGGAAGUUUUUAUUACACUUCCUGCAGAAUGUCCUAAAAUGUAUGAUAAGCUGAAACAGAUGAGAGACCGUCUUACCUCGCACAAGCAUCUAAUCGACCGAACUACUCCGUUUAAUCCCGGGGCUUACGAUUUAUAUUUCAAGGUCUACGAGAACAUGAACCACCCGGCAGUUGUAGCAAUACGUUAUCUAGCCGAUAAGGGAGAGAAGCAGGUCAUUGGUGAGCUUAUUACGAUAUGUGUUCCAGAAAAAGUCCGGGUCGACUGGGACCCAAUGAUGCCGGUCCGAGAGAAACCAGAAGAUGAUCGCAACUAUGUGAGAUACGGAAAUCUUUGGUUUAACGAAGAUUUUCUGAUUUGCUAUAAUGCUGUCUUGUCUAUGGUCAAUGGUUUGCUUGAGGGCGAGGAGAGGGUACAGGAAAAAGAAGCACGGCGUCGGUUUCAGAACCCAGAUCCCUAUUACCCCUCUGAACACCCCGAGUGGAAAUUUUUCAAAAAGGAAAGUAGUUCUGAUGAAGGUGAUGAGAAGCCUGCCCGCCUUAGAUGGUAA
Aspergillus pseudotamarii is the source of this 594-nucleotide messenger RNA. RefSeq lists its product as uncharacterized. The transcript has a single exon. The coding region runs from base 1 to 594 and encodes 197 amino acids. Lineage: Eukaryota; Fungi; Ascomycota; Eurotiomycetes; Eurotiales; Aspergillaceae. The record is from RefSeq and is a predicted model, not a curated record.